Hypanus sabinus (Atlantic stingray) is the source of this 1085-nucleotide messenger RNA. RefSeq names its product G-protein coupled receptor 55-like. Gene Ontology annotation, cellular component: membrane. The transcript has a single exon. The coding region runs from base 1 to 966 and encodes 321 amino acids. Gene Ontology annotation, molecular function: G protein-coupled receptor activity. The record is from RefSeq and is a predicted model, not a curated record. Gene Ontology annotation, biological process: positive regulation of Rho protein signal transduction; phospholipase C-activating G protein-coupled receptor signaling pathway. NCBI's taxonomy places the organism in Eukaryota, Metazoa, Chordata, Chondrichthyes, Myliobatiformes, Dasyatidae.
AUGGAUUUGGGCAGCCACAGUAACAGAAGCUCAAGCUGUGAAAUUAAAACAUCCGAGGAAGAGAAGAUAAUCCACCUAGUGGUCUACAUCCCCAUCUUCAUCAUGGGGUUGCCCUUCAAUGUGCUGGCCCUUUACAUGUUCUGUGGCAAGAUUAAGAGAUGGACUGAAUCUACCAUUUACAUGAGCAAUCUUGCUCUGGCCGACAUACUGCUGUUGUUUUCCAUACCCUUCAAGAUGCUCAACCAAGAUAGUGGCUGGCCCUUUGGAAAAGCCUUCUGCUCGUUUGUGGAGUCCAUCUACUUUGUCAAUAUGUACGCCAGCAUUUUCAUCAUCACCUCCAUUAGCAUUGACCGCUACCUCGCCAUCAUCCAUCCUUUGAAAGCAAGAGACUUACGAUCACCACAGAAUACCUUGAUAAUCUGCCUCAUUAUUUGGGUCUUUGUUUGGUUGGGAAGCAUCCCUGUUUAUCAAUUUCAUGAUACUUCAGGCUCCAAUUAUACCUCGAACUUUAGCAUUGCCUGCUUCCAUAGAUUUUCUGAUAAGUCCUGGAAUCCAGCAUUAAUUAUUUUUGUGGAGCUGUUGGGCUUUGUGAUCCCGCUCACCAUCAUGACCUUCUGUUCAGUCCAAAUCAUCAGGAAACUUUUGCAAAGGCAAAAUGAUAUCCCUGGAAACUACCAGAUGUGCAUUAGAAUCAUCACUGUCAACCUGGCCACCUUCAUCUGUUCAUUUGUGCCUGUCCAUCUUGGCAUCUUCCUUCAGUUUUUAGUGAGGCAGGACAUCAUCGACCAAAGUUACUGUUCAGAAAGAAAGGCCAUUAGUUUAUUUGUACAGAGUGCUAUGUGCAUAGCCAAUAUUAACUGUUGUCUAGAUGCCAUUUGCUAUUAUUUUGUUGCAAAGGAAUUCCGAGAGCAAGGUUCACGCACCAGAAAAUCUUUGGCUAGCAUUUUCUCAGUCAUUGAACUUUAAGCAUUUAACCAAACCUUCUUCAUACAUAGGAAGCUCUUAGUAUUUUGCUGGCUCUGAACUGUCCACUGCGUCGUACAUUGCUCAUCAUGUACAUCAGGGCUGUUUCAUCAAUGCACCUU